UUUGUUUUAGAUUUUUUUUUUUUAACAAUAUGCGGUGCAGUAGUCCGUACUCACUAGUCAUUACUCAGUACUGAAGAUUUCAGCUCAAGUUUUUUUAUAAUAAAUUCUCACCGUAAACCGAAUUAAUUUUUAUUCCGUCAUUUUUAACCUACCGGCAUGCUUACACGAUUGAACGAAACUACUGCAUAAUGCUUGAAUGAGUGACCAUGUAGUAUCAGAACAACUGGACCGACCUAUAAACAAGCUGUCGUCACGGUUUCCAUUUACGACACAACAGGAGUUGACGCGUCAUCGACGCGCUAUAACCCAGGCCCCCAACCAACCAUUACCCACUUACAAGCUGGUAGUGGUCGGUGACGGUGGUGUGGGGAAAAGCGCAAUCACCAUUCAGUUUUUCCAGAAAAUGUUUGUAGUAGACUACGAUCCAACUAUCGAAGACAGUUAUAUACAGCACACGUGUGUAGAUGAAGAAUUCUGCAUUCUUGAUGUAUUGGACACGGCUGGCCAGGAAGAGUUCAGCGCAAUGCGGGAACAGUACAUGCGAAAAGGAGAUGGUUUCAUGAUUGUCUAUUCUGUGACAGAUCCAAACAGUUUUAAAAACGUACCAAAUUUCUUCACUCAAAUAUUGCGGGUCAAAGAUAGAGAUCAAUAUCCAAUAUUGCUUGUUGCUAAUAAGGUCGACUUAGUGCAUUUACGCAAAGUAUCCGAGAGUGAAGGACGAGAAAUGGCGAACCGAUUAAAUUUGCCAUACAUGGAAACUAGUGCCAAAGAUCCACCACAAAAUAUUGAUGGUGCUUUCCAUGAGGUGGUACGUAUAAUACGCAGUCAUCCUAAAGAAACGCCUGAGGAUCGUCGACGAAGACGACCUAAAUGCCAUAUUAUGUAAAAAUGAUCAAAAUGUAUUUCAAAUAUGCUCAAAUUGAGGCAAAUUCAAAGUGAAACGUCGCACACAAUAAAUAAAUUUCAAAAAAUUCAAAAACACUAAUUAAUCAAAACUAUUAUUUUAAGCCGAGUUUGUUUAUAUUAAAUUCCAUACAUUUUUGUAUACAAAUAAGUUUUAAUUAAACGCUAAAUAAAGUCUGAGAAAUAUUUUGAAGAUAAGAGAUGACAUUUUUUUGUAUAAUUGAAUAAAUAACUUUGUUGUGUGUUAUAA
This is a messenger RNA of Adelges cooleyi (spruce gall adelgid), 1153 nucleotides long. RefSeq names its product ras-related protein M-Ras-like. The transcript has 5 exons. Bases 197 to 886 code for a protein of 229 amino acids. The record is from RefSeq and is a predicted model, not a curated record. Gene Ontology annotation, cellular component: plasma membrane. NCBI's taxonomy places the organism in Eukaryota, Metazoa, Arthropoda, Insecta, Hemiptera, Adelgidae. Gene Ontology annotation, molecular function: GTPase activity; GTP binding; GDP binding. Gene Ontology annotation, biological process: signal transduction.